Messenger RNA from Hemiscyllium ocellatum (epaulette shark), 2657 nucleotides. It is a transcript of the gene trim36, whose product is annotated as tripartite motif containing 36. The transcript is spliced from 10 exons. Gene Ontology annotation, molecular function: zinc ion binding; protein binding. Bases 121 to 2355 code for a protein of 744 amino acids. The record is from RefSeq and is a predicted model, not a curated record. Lineage: Eukaryota; Metazoa; Chordata; Chondrichthyes; Orectolobiformes; Hemiscylliidae.
UCUCAGGAGGAGCUCGGAGCUCAGCAGCAGCCUGGCUGUCCCCGGCUCCACUGACAGGGCAGACUCCACACCUAAUCUCCAACUGGCCUCUGUCCAGGAAAGUGCCUUUAGCCCAGGAGCAUGUCCGAUUCGGAUGAUCUGAGUGAGUUUGGAUUUAUCGUUGACAGGAUCUCCAGAGGCGAGGUUCCCAUUAAAAACAUCGAGCGGGAACUGAUCUGCCCGUGCUGUAAGGAGCUCUUCACCCACCCCCUGAUCCUGCCCUGCCAGCACAGCGUCUGCCACAAAUGCGCCAAAGAGUUGCUGCUGUCCCGGGACGAUGCGGUUUCCGAGCUGGACUCGGAGUUCUCCAACCCGGCCACUCCGGUCAGUAGCCCCCGGAUCCGCCGCCUCUCCUCGGCCAGUGUCGAGAGGCUCGAUAGGCUCACCCGGACAGGAUCUGCUGCCCAUCCAGGCUGGAAACGAACCAUCCACAGUCAAGGAAUCACCACCUUCCCCUGUCCUAGCUGCAAAUAUGACAUAGAUCUUGGAGAACGUGGCCUUAGUGGUCUGUUCCGAAACUUCACCUUGGAAACAAUUGUGGAAAGAUACAGACAGGCCGCUAGAGCAGCGGUGGCAAUCAUGUGCAAUCUCUGCAAGCCCCCACCUCAGGAGGCCACAAAAAGCUGCAUGGACUGCAAGGCGAGUUACUGCAAUGAGUGUUUCAAACUACAUCAUCCUUGGGGGACUCCAAAGGCCCAGCAUGAAUAUGUAGGACCAACAACCAACUUCCGACCUAAGAUUCUGAUGUGUCCUGAGCAUGAUAUGGAGAAAGUUACCAUGUAUUGUGAGGUAUGCAGACGGCCCGUGUGCCACCUCUGUAAACUGGGCGGAUCACAUGCUAACCACAAAGUAACCUCUAUGAGCAGCGCCUACAAAGCCCUGAAGGAGAAGCUAUCCAAGAGUAUCGGUUACCUCAUCAGCAAAGAGGACCAAGUGAAAACUCAGAUCUUACAACUGGAGCACAUGAUUGAACAGACAGAGAGCAAUGGAGAAAAGGCAAAAAGAGAAGCCACUGAUUUGAUUGAUGGACUGUGUGCCAUCCUGGAACAACGCAAAAUGAAAUUCAUCAAGUCAAUCGAGGACAGUCGUUCAUCAAAACUGGAGAAACUACAAAACCAAAUGGAUGAAUAUCAGGGGAUGCUGGAAAACAGUGGCCUGGUCGGAUAUGCCCAAGAAGUACUGAAGGAAACAGACCAAUCUUGCUUUGUGCAGACAGCAAAGCAACUACACGUUAGGAUCCGAAUGGCCACUGAAUCCCUGAAGACAUUCCAGCCAGCUGCAGAACCUUCCUUCACAGAAUUCAGUCUGGAUGUUUCCCGAGAGGAGGAACUCCUUAAAGAACUGUCAUUCACAAAUGUUCCAGAUGCACCAGUUAUCGACCUGACACAAAGCCGACUGUAUGAUGACGGAAUCAUCUGCUGGCAACAGCCCAACGGUGCUCUUCCUGUUGACCACUACAAGCUUGAGUAUAGGAGGCUUGACCAAGAUGGCGACUGUGCCUGGGAGUCUACUGAAGACGUGUGCAGCACAAGUAAAGUCAUUUCAAAUCUUGACACCAAUAUGAGCUACAUCUUCAGAGUGAAGGGGUGCAAGAAUUCCAUCUACAGUGAUUACAGCAAGGAGGUCCUUUUCCAUACGCCGCCUGCUCCAGUUUUAAGGUUUUUGUUUGAUGAGAAGUGUGGCUACAACAGUGAUCACCUGAUCUUAAACAAACAGAGAGACUCUGUGGAGAGUGUCGCUGGGCUCCCCAUGUUGCUCAGUGCAGAACGGAUUGUGGUUGGAAGUUAUAUGUCUCUCAACUUCAUCACCGGAGACACAGGAGUAACAAAAGGAAAAUACUACUGGGCUUUCCGCGUGGAGCUCUGCUCAUACCUGGUUAAAGUAGGUGUGGUGUCUGACACAAAGCUUCAAGAGUGGUUUCACAGUCCACCAGAUAUCAACAGUCCCAGGUAUGAUCAAGACAGUGGCCACGACAGCGGGAGUGAAGAUAUUGCUUUGGAACACUCCCAACCUUUCACUUUUGUUACCAUAGGGAUGAAGAGACUUUUCAUCCCGAAAGGUUCUGCCAGUUCAUCCACAGAAUCUUGCAAGCGCUCUGUAUCCACUCCCAGCCGGAUUGGCAUUUGCCUGGACUACGACAAAGGGAAAGUGAAUUUCUACAAUGCAGAUACUAUGCAGUGUUUGUAUGAAAGAAAGGUGGAAUGUUCUGGAACAAUGUAUCCUGCCUUUGGGCUCAUGGGAGGUGGGGCAGUACAUCUGGAUGAAUUAAUUACAUUGAAAGAAUCUACAAAACCUGGUUUCUUUCUUGAUUCUUGAUUGAUGGGAGGCAUUUUUCUCCAUAGAUUUAAAACCAGUAAAAAAGAAUAAUGUUUGCUUCCCUGUUCAUAGCACUUUAAGGCAUGCAUUGCUUGAAGAGCCUCUAUAACUGGUUCCACUUGGUUCUCGGUAGAGUUUGUGCAAUACACAGCCACUGAAUAGACAAUAGAAAGUGGUAGUGGAUGGUUGUGGCUGUCAGAUAUCUUCCUUUUAUCCUCCUUCACCUUGGCUUCACUUUGUUUUCAUACAAACUGGAUUGUUUAAAAUUAGUUGGAAAUGCACCUUUUCAAAGAAAUAAGACU